AUGCGUCUUGCGAUUGCCCUUGUCCUUGGUGCAACAUACGUAACGGGUGUCUUUGGACACGCGACGUUCCAGCAAUUGUGGGUGAAUGGAGUUGACCAGGGAUCCUACUGCGUCCGCCUACCACAGAAUAACAAUCCAGUGACGAGCGUGACAUCAAAUGACAUUGCAUGCAACGCAGGUGCCGCUUCGAGUUCGGGACUGUGUUCGGUGAAGCCCGGUGAUAAAGUCACAGUCGAGAUGCACCAGCAGCCCGGCCAACGAACCUGUGCCAACGAGGCCAUCGGAGGCGCACACUAUGGACCAGUAAUUAUCUACAUGGCGAAAGUGUCCGACGCCAAGACGGCCGUCGGAUCGUCUGCAGGCUGGUUCAAGGUGUCAGAGAUGGGACUGGCGUCGAACAAUCCAAACUAUUAUGGCUCCCAAGUUCUCAACGAUAACUGCGGGCAUUAUACUUUCACGGUGCCCAACGUUGCGCCAGGAAACUAUUUACUCAGAGCCGAAGUGAUCGCAUUACACGUAGCAUCUAGCGUGGGAGGCGCACAGUUCUACAUGACCUGCUUCCAGCUGUCCGUGGGUGGGUCUGGGACGGGUUCGCCUUCAACAGUCAAGCUUCCAGGCGCGUAUGGUGCAAGUGAUCCAGGAAUCCUGUACACGUUGUGGAUGUCAUCCAAGAUUUAUACGAUUCCGGGCCCGUCGUCGGUGUAUGGGAGCACUUCACCAACGCCAGUGACGACGGCUUAUCCAACUAAAGCGACAUGGAGCACCGUGUUGCAGCCGACUACGGUGCCUACCACGCCGGUAGCUACCUCUAUCGCCGGGGGAGCAUAA
This is a messenger RNA of Serendipita indica DSM 11827, 828 nucleotides long. The record is from the annotation of a GenBank genome assembly. Lineage: Eukaryota; Fungi; Basidiomycota; Agaricomycetes; Sebacinales; Serendipitaceae.